AUGAAGAAUUUAAUCACAUUAGCGAAAACCGUUGUUUCGCUUGAGCAAAAUGUGCCUACUUCCUCAAAGUGUCAAUUCAAAUUUACUAUAAAUUAUGAGACAAAGGAUGUUUGGGUGACGACAGCUUUUUCGGAAGAAUCCUCUUCUACCGAGCUACUUCGAAUUUCCGGGGAAAUUGAUAUAAUAACCUCGUUUACAAAGCAACAUGAUUUUUUCAAUAGUGAAAUCAUUUGCUUGAAAUACCUGCAUGAUGUACAAGCUUGCUUGAUCGCAUUCAGCAGUGGUGAUAUCGUUCUUGUGCGCGAGGAAAAUUUAGAAGAAAAUUUAGAAGGACUUGAAUUGAUUGAAGUAGUUGGAACCGUCGAGCCUGGAAUCAAAUGUAUGGAAUGGAGUCCUGAUGAAGAAUUGGGAGUGAUAAUCAAUGGAAAUGAUAAUGUCUUGCUAAUGACAAAGGAUUUUGAAGUUUUGACGGAGUUUCCUGUUAAUGUAGAGAAUGCUGGCGAAGCGGCUAGUGUUAGCGUGGGAUGGGGUCGCAAAGAAACGCAGUUUCACGGUUCAGAAGGAAAAUCUGCAGCACUAAAGAAAGCUAAUCUAUCGGAAUACACGUUAUCUGAAGAUGACGAUUCUCGGCCUCGUGUAUCCUGGUGUGGAGACGGGAGUUUCUUUACGUGUUCAAUAAUAGACCCUCUAAAAGAACGACGCGUAAUUAGGAUAUACAAUAGAGAAGGAAUCUUACAGAAUACGAGUGAACCUAUUGAUAAAUUAGAGCAUAGUCUUUGUUGGAGACCUAGUGGAAAUUUGAUAACAUCUUCACAGAAAUUGCCGCAUAAACAUAAUAUUUGUUUUUUCGAGAAAAAUGGACUACCACAUGGAGAAUUCGCGUUGCGAGAAACGAAAAAUCAUAAGGUGGUUGAAUUAGCAUGGAAUUGCGAUUCAUCGAUAUUAGCUGUUUGGUUGAUUCGGGAGGAAACGCCUUCUCAAUAUUCGUCUUGUGUUCAAUUAUGGUACAUGAAUAAUUAUCAUUGGUAUUUGAAGCAAGAAAUUCUGUGUCCGCCUGGUGAAUCUAUUUGUUUUCUAUGCUGGGACGCUGAAUUAGCACUGCAAUUACAUUACAUAACUCAAAAAGCUUAUUACGUUCAUAAUUAUUCAUGGGACGUGUUAAUCAGUCACACCAUCUCCAAAAAAAAUGCUGCAACUGUAGCAGUUAUUGAUGGAUCGUCAAUUCUCCUUACACCUUUUCGUUAUAUGAAUAUUCCACCUCCGAUGAGUGGUUAUUCCAUAAAACUCAAUUACCCAGCUGCACAUUUAUCGUUCUCGGCAAAUAAUCACGGUAAUGAUUUUGCUGUACUAGAAGCAAAUGGGGAUAUAUCAUUGUUUGAAUGGGCUGGUGCUUGCGAGAAACCUAUAAGACUUUCUACAUUAUUGGGAUCAAUAAAUACUAUGAAUAAGGAUCCAACUUCUUCACUGAAACAAAUAGCAUGGAUCAAUAAAAACACGUUGCUCGGAUUGCAUUCUUCUUCUAUUGUCAAAAUUAAUAUUUCUUUCGAUGAUGAAUCUGGUAUACCUUCAAUCGUGUCCCAGACACGUUGUAUUACUUCACAUCAUAUUUUGAGGCUUUAUUCCAAUGUCAAUUAUGAUGAAAGUGAUAUGCAAGGAUCUGAUAUGGAAAAUUCUGAACCACGGAUGAUACCUUGUAGUAUUUUAUCUGCAAAAUUCCAUAUUAUUUUCAAAGAACAAAAAGAUGAAUUAUUGGUUGAGCCAUUUACAUGUUUCCCAGAAUUUUGUGAGCAUAUUUCGUCAACUCGUAUUGGAAAGCAUGGAGAAGAAGGGGUUUCUGUUAUUAUAGGCUUGAGUAAAAAUAAUAAGCUUUACGCGAAUAACAGGCUAUUAGCAGUAGAUUGUACAUCAUUUUUUAUUCAUAACGACUAUUUAGUUUACACUACUACACAACAUACUGCUAGAUUUCUUCCUCUUCAUGUCAACUUUUCAGAAUUCAAAGUUUCUGAUAAUAUUGCACAUCCGUUUGACGAAACGAUACGCCGUGUUGAAAGAGGAAGCAAAAUCAUUAUUGCACCGUAUUUUGACGUCUCUCUUGUUCUACAAAUGCCAAGAGGAAAUUUGGAGACUAUACAUCCGCGCGCUUUUGUUUUAGCUGCUGUGCGUCAACAUUUGAAUAGUUUGGAUUACCGAUCGGCUUUUAUAUUAUGCCGUAAACAUAAACUUGACUUUAAUAUUCUUUACGAUCAUGCACCGGAUACUUUUUUGGGAAAUGUGAAAACAUUUGUGGAACAAGUUUCUGAAGUUGAUUAUUUAAAUUUAUUCUUGUCAAGUUUAAGAAAUGAGGAUGUCACCUUGACAAUGUAUCCUUAUCCUUCUAAUGAUAAAUCGGAAAAUGGUGCAUCUCAAAAACCAAAUGAUCGAAUAGAUCCACGACAAAAAGUCAACAUUAUCUGUGACUCGAUAAGGGAAAUAUUAGAAAAUUUAGAUUUAAAACGAUAUAUCCAAUCAAUAUUGACCGCCUAUGUACACAAAACGCCACCGGAUUUAGAACCUGCACUGAAACUUUUGGUGGUUCUUAAAGAAAAAGAUUUUGAUUAUGCUGAGGAUGCUUUAAAGUUUAUCACGUUUUUAGUUGAUACGGAUAAACUAUUUGAUGUGGCAUUGGGAAUGUACAAUUUCAGUCUGGUUCUCAUGGUUGCACAACAGUCUCAAAGAGAUCCCAGAGAAUAUUUACCGUUUUUGUCGGAACUUCAAACACAUGAGAAAUAUUUCCAGCGAUUCAAGAUUGACGAUUAUUUGAAACGCUAUGAAAAGGCAUUAAAUAAUCUUUAUUUGGCUGGCGAGAAACACAUUGAUCGCUGUUAUGAAUAUAUACUUGAACAUGAACUUUAUCGGCUCGGGUUGACUUUAUUUUCCAAUAAUCCAGAACCAUAUAAGAAAAUAAUGUCAAUGUAUGGUGAUUACUUGUCAUCGAACAAAAAACACAAAGAAGCUGGAUUGGCUUAUCUUUUGGCCGACAAGCAUAUCGAUGCGUUGGAUAGCUACAAAAAUGCUCUUUUGUGGCGUGAUGCUUUUUCUAUUGCUCAACAAUUAAAUUACACCUCUCAAGAUUUAUAUGAUUUAGCCAAAGAAUUUUCUGAGCUCUUAACUGAUAAAAAAAGUUAUCAAGAUGCUGCGCGUGUUCUUUUAGAUUAUACACAGGAAUUAGAGGAUGCCAUCAAUUUACUAGGAAAAUCAUAUAUGUGGGACGAGGCCACGCGCAUUUGCUAUCUGAAAAAUCGAGUAGAUUUAUUGGAAACACACAUCAAACCGAGCGUAUUAGAAGGAUACAAGCAUUUGAUUGAAGAUAUUGAAGAUAUGAAAGAACAGCUAAACAAACAAACAAUGCGACUCACCGAACUAUUAAUCGAUAAAGAAAACGAAGAACAAUUGGAACAUAUCAGAAACGACGAAACAUUGGAAAAUGUAGAGAUUUUUUCAGACACGAGUUCGAUUGCUGUUAGUGAUUUUUCAAGAUACACAAAGUCAAAUACUCGAUUGAGUGUAGAUUCUUCGCGAAGCGGUAAAAGUGCCAAGAGCCGACGUCGAGAUGAAAGAAAACGCGCGCGCGGAAAAAAAGGCAGUAUCUAUGAAAAAGAAUAUCUUUUCGAUUCUCUUCGAAGGCUUAAAGAGCGAUUCUAUAAUAUGCAAGGGAGUAUAUCUAAUAUCUUGCAUUUCCUAAUAACGUCAAAAUAUGUUGAGAAAGCAAAAAAUCUUCAGAUGCUGUAUUCUGAACUUGAAGAACAAGUGCAAACACGAAUCGAAAAUAUUGAGAUAUCGUCACCGAACAUAAUGGAUUCAAAAACAAAGACCCCAAUGACAGAUAACUUAUCGCAAGUAAAAGGGAGCGAUAUUGGUCAAUCAUCAUCUGUUGAUAUUAUUAAAUCAAAAGCAACAAGUGAAUCCUGGAAAUUAGAAAUAUUGCAAUAG
Ambispora leptoticha is the source of this 3969-nucleotide messenger RNA. The record is from the annotation of a GenBank genome assembly. NCBI's taxonomy places the organism in Eukaryota, Fungi, Glomeromycota, Glomeromycetes, Archaeosporales, Ambisporaceae.